Molecule: messenger RNA, 2621 nt
Organism: Corythoichthys intestinalis (scribbled pipefish)
Lineage: Eukaryota; Metazoa; Chordata; Actinopteri; Syngnathiformes; Syngnathidae
Gene: fzd8a
Product: frizzled class receptor 8a
Exons: 1
Coding region: 430-2181 (583 amino acids)
Biological process (GO): non-canonical Wnt signaling pathway; canonical Wnt signaling pathway
Cellular component (GO): plasma membrane
Molecular function (GO): Wnt receptor activity; Wnt-protein binding
Source: RefSeq, a predicted model, not a curated record
GCCUCUUGUGUAUAUAUCCUCCACUUGGUCGGCUUGACGCUGAUUUACAUGAGAACCAAUAAUAAAGGAGCCACAAACACGCUGAAUGUGUUCCUGUUAACGCAAGACAAGGCGAAGACGCGCGUUUUUGUGAUUGCGGAGGAUUUCUACGUGUUCUUUUUUAAACGAACUGUCAAAAGGAGUGUGUAAGCAGAAGACGGUGGAUUUUCCUCUCAGCCAUCUUGACUGCUGCUCGCCGCACUGAAUGCUGUCUCCCCCUGCUUCAUUCAAAGUAAACACAACCGUGGCCGCCGCUCGCAACUCCAUGCAAGCUCCACGGAGACGCGAGAUGGGCUCGCUGCGUGAAAUCUGACCGGACUAAAGGCGGGGGGUGGAGGAUUGACGAGCAGAAAAAGGGAAAGGAGUCCAGACGCGCCACUGCUUGGAGAGAUGGAGCCCGACCUGUUUGGGAUUUACCUGCUCCUGUCUCUCGCGCUCCUGCCCAGAUCCAGCUGCACCACCGCUAAGGAGAUCACCUGCCAGGAAAUAGCCGUGCCUCUGUGUAAAGGCAUCGGCUAUAAUUACACCUACAUGCCCAACCAAUUCAACCACGACACGCAGGACGAGGCGGGAUUGGAGGUCCAUCAGUUUUGGCCUUUAGUAGAGAUUCAAUGCUCACCCGAUCUUAAGUUCUUCCUGUGCAGUAUGUACACGCCGAUCUGUCUGGAGGACUACAAAAAGCCGCUCCCGCCAUGCAGGAGCGUGUGCGAGAGAGCCCGGGCCGGCUGCGCGCCCCUCAUGAGGCAGUAUGGCUUCCCUUGGCCGGACCGCAUGAAAUGUGAUCUACUCCCGGUGCAAGGCAACUCCGACACGCUUUGCAUGGACUAUAACAGAACAGACUCGACCACCGUGUCGCCCGUUCUGCCCAAGCCCACCAACCAACCAGCGAAGGGCUUCAACCCACCUAAAAUUAAGCCAGGUAGACCCAGUCCGCCUAGGAAGUACAAGCCGGCAGCGUCCCCCUGUGAGUCGGGAUGUAAAUGCUUGGAACCCAUGGUGCCGGUCAACACGGAGCGCCACCCGCUGUACAACCGCGUGAAAACAGGCCAGAUUACCAACUGUGCCAUGCCUUGCCACAGUCCCUAUUUCACCCACGACGAGAGGGCUUUCACCGCUUUCUGGAUUGGCCUCUGGUCCGUACUGUGCUUUGUGUCAACUUUUGCCACAGUUGCAACCUUCCUCAUUGACAUGGAGCGCUUCAAGUAUCCCGAGAGACCCAUCAUCUUCCUCUCCGCCUGCUACAUGUUCGUGUCGGUGGGCUACAUCGUCAGGCUCAUCGCCGGGCACGAGAAGGUGGCCUGCAGCAGGGACUUGGAUGUGGAGCACAUUCACUACGAAACCACGGGACCGGCGCUUUGCACGGUGGUCUUUCUCUUGAUUUACUUCUUCGGCAUGGCGAGUUCCAUAUGGUGGGUCAUCUUGUCUUUGACUUGGUUCCUCGCAGCUGGGAUGAAGUGGGGCAACGAAGCCAUCGCCAGUUAUUCACAGUACUUCCAUUUAGCAGCGUGGCUCAUCCCCAGCAUGAAAUCCAUAGCGGUACUGGCUCUGAGUUCCGUGGAUGGAGACUCCGUAGCCGGGAUCUGCUAUGUUGGCAACCAGAACCUUGACAAUUUGCGUGGUUUUGUCUUAGCCCCUCUGGUGAUUUAUUUAUUCAUAGGCACCAUGUUUCUCUUGGCUGGAUUUGUCUCUCUAUUCAGGAUCCGUAAUGUCAUCAAGCAAGGUGGCACCAAAACUGACAAACUGGAAAGACUCAUGAUUAGAAUCGGAGUCUUCACAGUGCUCUACACGGUUCCAGCCACCAUCAUUGUGGCGUGUUAUUUCUAUGAGCAGCACAAUAGGCAGAACUGGGAAAUAACCCAUAACUGCUCCAACUGUUUACACGAGAGGGACCGCAGUAGGCCGGACUAUGCCGUCUUUAUGUUAAAGUACUUCAUGUGCCUUCUGGUGGGCAUCACAUCCGGGGUUUGGAUCUGGUCCGGGAAGACUUUGGACUCUUGGAGGACUUUUUGUACCAGGUGCUGUUGGGGGAGCAAGGCCACGAGCGGCUCCAUGUAUAGCGACGUCAGCACGGGACUAACGUGGAGGUCCGGCACGGCCAGCUCUGUGUCUUGCCCCAAGCAGAUGCCAUUGUCACAGGUUUGAAGAAAACAAAAAGUAAAGCAGCUUACGGGACUGCUAAUUGUCUGGGAGAUAACCCAUCACACCCUGUCUUAAGCAAUUUGCAUUGUAAUGAACUGCUGCUGAGGUGCUGCUCUCCCCAAACUGUAGUGAGAAGACUGAAACAAAAAAAGUUUAAUUCCCCCUUGUUUAUAUGAAUUAGGCUCAUCUCCAAUUUUGGGGGCAUUACUUCUUUUUGCCAGUUCUUAACAAACUUCAUACAAAGAGCAUUUUUUGUUUUUAAAUAACCUUUUUUGUACCUAUCUUGUGCCAGAUGUUAAAAUGUCAAUCACAUCAAAGAUGGUUUAAAUUAAGCCUUAAUAGUGCCCAGUGUAUGUUUUUUUUUUUUUUUUUUUUUUUUACGGGUCAUUCAUUUUGUAAUUUCAAAAAUGUAUUUAUAUAAAGCUUAUGUAAAUUUGUGUAUA